AUGGUUUGCGUGCCAUGCUUCAUCGUACCGGUGCUGCUCUACCUUUGGCAUAAGUUCGUCCAGCCGGUUCUGUUGAAAUACUGGAACCCUUGGGAGAAGAAGGACAAAGAUGGGAACAUUAUUAAGACGGAACCGAAAAACCCGUUCGAUUGCAGCGAUGGAGUGUGUCGGUUUGCAGGCAAAAAAUCUACCGCCAUCAAAGACUCAAAUUCACCACCAGCAACCACUUUCGACGAAACUUCCGACGUGCCGGUCGAAGCGAGCAAGAAAGCUGUAUAA
Messenger RNA from Anopheles maculipalpis, 279 nucleotides. Its product is annotated as UPF0729 protein AGAP000931. The record is from RefSeq and is a predicted model, not a curated record. The transcript has a single exon. NCBI's taxonomy places the organism in Eukaryota, Metazoa, Arthropoda, Insecta, Diptera, Culicidae. Bases 1 to 279 code for a protein of 92 amino acids.